Messenger RNA from Bombina bombina (fire-bellied toad), 778 nucleotides. RefSeq names its product EEF1A lysine methyltransferase 3-like. Bases 104 to 778 code for a protein of 224 amino acids. Gene Ontology annotation, molecular function: protein-lysine N-methyltransferase activity. Gene Ontology annotation, cellular component: cytoplasm; cytosol. The transcript has a single exon. The record is from RefSeq and is a predicted model, not a curated record. Lineage: Eukaryota; Metazoa; Chordata; Amphibia; Anura; Bombinatoridae. Gene Ontology annotation, biological process: peptidyl-lysine methylation.
UUCAGUCUGCUUUUGUACUGGCAGGAAAUGGUAUAUUAGUGCAAUCCGGUGCCGCCUCCUAAGAGAUUACAGCUGAGGCCAGUGAGUGACAGGCUGUGUAACUAUGCCUGGGGAAGAUGAGGAUGCGCUGAGGGAACUGAGCGAGGUUCUGCCGCAAGAAGUGAGCUCCCUUUUCUCUGAAACCUACACAGAGGAAAGCCACUACGUGUUCUGCGGUCAGGAACUGCGUAUUACCCAGCACUAUGGCGCCAACCUCGGGGUGGCAGCGCCCGUGUGGGACGCAGCAUUGGAACUGUGUGGUUAUUUUGAAGAACAGAAACUAAAUUUUAAGGGGAAAAAAGUUCUUGAACUUGGUGCUGGAACUGGUAUUGUGGGCAUUCUGGCUUCCUUGCUGGGUGGCCAGGUUACUCUCACAGAUCUCCCACAUGCUCUGCCGCAAAUAAACAAAAAUGUCUCUGCAAACAUUCCUUUAAGAAAUGCCCCUAAUGUCUGUGCUCUGUCAUGGGGUGUCGACCAAGAGCAAUUCCCUCAGGACUACGACUUCAUCCUAGGAGCUGACAUUGUGUAUCUGAAGGCGACCUAUCCGCUCCUUAUCCAAACAUUACAGUUUCUUUGUGGACCUCACACUACUGUCCUCUUAUCCUCUAAGAUGCGUCAGGAGCAUGGCACGGUAGCUUUCUUCCAAGACAUGUUAACUAAAUAUUUUAUCUCAGAACUUGUUAAGAGAAAUGAAGAUAAGAAUAUAAAUAUAUACAAAGUGACACAAUGUUAUAACUGA